Populus trichocarpa (black cottonwood) is the source of this 1447-nucleotide messenger RNA. RefSeq lists its product as uncharacterized. The record is from RefSeq and is a predicted model, not a curated record. Bases 88 to 1308 code for a protein of 406 amino acids. Gene Ontology annotation, cellular component: plasmodesma. Lineage: Eukaryota; Viridiplantae; Streptophyta; Magnoliopsida; Malpighiales; Salicaceae. Gene Ontology annotation, molecular function: protein-folding chaperone binding. The transcript has 2 exons. Gene Ontology annotation, biological process: protein folding.
UCAGAAAGUAUCUUCGCAUACUAAAAGCAAGAAGAAAAAGAAGAAGAAAAACCUCAAUUUCCAACCCAACAAGAUCCGAUUUCAGUUAUGGAUACUCCAUUCUACAGGAUUCACCGCAACUACCCUUCCUCUUCCCCUCAAAUUCCAGUUCAUCACAGAACGACGACGGUCCUUCCAAAGAAAGUGGUUUCAAUCCCAGUCCGCUACGUCGGGUCGGAGCGGAGCAGAUCCGAAUCUGCAAUCAAGAUCCAGAAGGUGUUUAGAGGCUUCCUGGUGAGGAAAAGCAUGAAGAAGAUUUUGGCGACAAAGAGACAAGUGGAUGAGAUUGAGAAGAGGAUUUUGAUGAAGGAGACUGUUGAAUUAAUGAGAAGAGAUCAGAAGGAGAAGUUGAAGAUUAAUGAGAUGCUAAUGAGUUUGUUGUUGAAGUUGGAUUCGGUGCGAGGAGUGGAUUCUGGUGUCAGGGAUUGUAGGAAGGCGGUUAUUAAAAAGGCGAUUGCGUUGCAGGAGACUGUUGAUUCUAUCGCUGCUGCUGCUAAUGGUGAUGAUUCUGUUGUGUCAGCUGGAGAGAAAGGUGUGGAUGAAACGGGAGAAGGAGAGGAAGAAAAUGGCAGUGUUGCGAAUGCUGCUGAUGAAUUGCAGAAUGGUGCUGCUGAGUCUGAGGCUGUUGUUUCUAUGCUUGCUGACUCAAGAGAGACCCGGGAAGAGUUUAAUGGAGCUUUGGAGAAUGUUGACAUGGCUAGUGAAGGUGAGAGGAAAGUGGAAUGUGAUGGUGAUGUGCCGACGUUGAUGAGUGAUUAUUGUGAACCAGAGAGGGUGCUGGAAGUGGUUAAUGAAACUGUGGAAUUGAAAGAGGCGGAGAAUGAUGAGACGGCUUGCCAAGGAGAAGAUAGAGAUUUGGAAAAACAAGUUGAUAAAGAUGGUGAUUGUAUGGGAACGAGUCAGACGGAAAGUCAAUCGGAUUCCUCUGCGAGUUUGAUGGAGGGAGAUGAUGAAGAAGAAGAAGAACAUUCCGGUGGGGUGGAAAUUGAGAAGAAAGGGGAUGAAGGAGAAGUGAAAAGCAAUGAUGAGAGUACAAGGAGGGGCAAAGAGUUACUGGAGAGGAUGAUGGAGGAUAAUGAGAGAAUGAUGGGAUUGAUGGCUGAGUUAUUUGAGAGGAAUGAGAUGCAAACAAGGUUGUUGAGCUCGCUAUCGCAGAGGGUUGAGCAACUGGAGAGGGCUUACAUAUGUGACCAGUUGAGGAGAAGGAAGAAGAAGAGGAAUGCUGCUGGGUUACUGGAUUGUUUGGAAUCAACACCCAAGAAAUUGUAAAUCGGAACAUGCAUAGCUUUUUUUAAAAAAAAAUGUUUGUUAAUGUGUUUAGCGCUCCUACGCUUUCUGUAAGUUUCGGUCCAGCUCUAGCGCAACUGAUUGAAUAAUUCCAUUGACGGAAAGUCUUUUUCCCUAGUAA